UAUUAUAUAUAAGAUGAUUGCCUAAAGUCACAUGGCCAACCCAAGUCAGCCAAUUCACAACUAUUCAUGUAACAAACUUUAUAAAUUAAACUUAGAUCCAUCAUAUAUAUAUAUAUAAAAAAAAAAAAAAAAAAAAAAACCUUGUAUCUCCCAUGUGGGGUACAUGUUACGCGUAUAACUUGUCAAAGUUUUUUGUUUUUUGUUGCACAAAAGUCUUAGAUAGAUUAAGAUUGGUUAAACUAACUAGCUAGAAAUUCAAGUAUAGUUUUGGCAAUGGAGGAGAAAAAUGGCCAUGUUGUUGGUAAUCUCUUUGAAGAUAGUUGGUUUUUUGGAAAUAGCUUGUUAAGUAGGUCAAAAUCGUCCAAAACUAUGGUAAGGUGUAACUCUGAUCCUUGUACUUCUUCAUCGAGUAGUACCAAGGAAGAAGGGUUGAUAUCUGAUCAGGAUCACCCUGCAAUGAUUAGUAGUCUCCUCCGAACACCAUCGCUUCCAGUUGGGUUCGGAGGAGAUAGGAAAUAUCAACUAGGUGACAAUGAUGAUGAGGAGGAGGACGAGGAUGAGGAGGGGCCGAGGAUGGGUGAUUUAAUAAUGCAAGCAAUGCCAUUGCCUAAACAAAUGCCUAGGAGAAGAUUGGAUCGAACACCGUCUCUUCCCCCUUGUAGGGGGAAAGAGGCUGUUUCGACGGUGGCAACGACCGGAAUCCCGAAUGGUGCGGGAGUUGGAAGGUUGAGUCGGAGGGAGUCGUUAGACCCUUCUGUUAUGUUGCAAGAGAAAGGUCCUAUUGCUGCAAUGACUAAACUUACUAGAAGAGCAUCCAUUGAUUCUUCUAUGUUGUUGCCUCCUAAGUCCACUACUUCUAAGGGCACGAAGCAGAGUAUGAGCAACUCCAAGAAUCGACCACACCGGAAACUGGAGUCUCCUAGCAUCAACAGCCAAGCAAAACACGACACAAAAAUCGAAAAAAUCAACAAGAGCAAGUCUCAAAAGAGUCUAAGCGACUUAGAAGUUGAGGAAUUACAAGGUUUUAAGGACUUAGGUUUUUCUUUUGAUAACGAAAAGUUAAGCCCAAGUGUAACAAAAAUACUUCCGGCCUUACAAAGACGAGCUAGCCUUGAUAGUAAUCAUGUAGAUAUUGGUAAGGUACGAAGGCCUUAUCUUUCGGAGUCAUGGCAAAGAACAACAACCUCGUCUCCUUUAUCAGCGCCUCCAAUUCCUAAACGAGGCGAUCCAAAAGCCCCGUCAAGUGAUGAUAUGAAGGCUCAAAUCAAAUUUUGGGCUCGAGCCGUGGCUUCGAAUGUGCGCCAAGAGUGUUGAUCAUACUAAAUCAAGAAAAUUACUCAUCACUAAUUAUGAUUUUUUUUUUAUUUUUACUGAAAUUAAAUAAAUUUAGGAUUGUUGACUUGCACAUUUAAAUAAAUUCAACCUUGGGCAUUGACUUUUUACAGCAAAAUUUUUGAUACUUCUAAGGAAAGUAAAAUGGGAUAUGAAAUUUGCAAAAUAUCAGUAAUAGAUUUAAUUUUUUAAUGGAAGGAUGGUGGAGUAGUGUGUUGCCAAGUAAUGCCAACUUAUUGCCAUGAUAUGAAAAAUAAUGUAAUUUUGUAAAUUGUGACAUGAUCAUUAUUGUAUUGUUAUAUAAAUAAUCUUCAA
Messenger RNA from Chenopodium quinoa (quinoa), 1647 nucleotides. RefSeq lists its product as uncharacterized. Bases 274 to 1314 code for a protein of 346 amino acids. Lineage: Eukaryota; Viridiplantae; Streptophyta; Magnoliopsida; Caryophyllales; Amaranthaceae. The transcript is spliced from 2 exons. The record is from RefSeq and is a predicted model, not a curated record.